This is a messenger RNA of Haemonchus placei, 934 nucleotides long. Lineage: Eukaryota; Metazoa; Nematoda; Chromadorea; Rhabditida; Trichostrongylidae. The record is from the annotation of a GenBank genome assembly.
ACUUCUUAAAACACCUACCGUAAUAGCUCUACCUUUCUCUUCUGAGUUAUAUCGUGAUCGAUUAGGAAAAGUAGUCGCGCAAUUCCGUACCGUGUACUUUUUGAAUUACUUCAACCUGAAUUAUCUUCCUUUUUUCGCAGUCAUGGGCAAUGAUUCAUCCAAGUCAAAGUCCUCAUCAAGCAAAGGAGUUGCUUCCACAUUGGGUAUCAGAGCAGGACCAUCACAAGCUACUGUACAGAGGCACAUUGAGAAUGCACAGAAGAGUAGAAUUCUUCAGUUAAAGUCAUGUGGCUUGAAGGCUCUGCCUCCUUCUCUGGAGGAGCUAUUUGAAGUGAUCCGGAAUCUCGAACUCAGUCAAAAUAAGAUAAAGGAGUUGCCGCCUUCUAUAGGAAAUUUCACUGUUCUCAAACAACUACACCUUUCAGAGAAUGCUCUCACUGAACUUCCUCAUGAAAUUGGAAUGCUAAAAAAUCUGGAGAUUUUGAAUGUACAAUCAAAUAAGUUGUCCUCACUGCCCGACAGCCUUGUUGGUUGCACAUCGCUGAAGACGCUUAAUGUUUCGGCAAACAACUUCUCUCAAUUCCCCGUGCCUGUUUGUCACUUGAUGUCACUUGAGACGUUGAAUCUUGCUCAGAACACCAUCACUGAACUUCCAGAUGAGGUGAGCUCUUUAAAUGCGUCUGAAGUCAACUUGAAUCAAAAUCGUCUCAACUUCCUGAAUGGAGAUGCUCUUGCCAAAUGUCCUCACUUGAAGAUUCUACGAGUUGAAGAGAAUUGCCUCGCCAAGACUGAGUUCACAGUGAAUCUGUUGUCGCACUCUCCUGUCAGCAUUAUAAGUUGCUCAGGUAACAUUUUCCAAGAUCGAGAAUUUCAAGACUUACCUGGCUAUGAGGAUUAUCAAGAGCGUUUCACCGCAACGCGAAGAAAAAUGUGA